CUCCCUCUCCAGGCUGGCGAACCUGCCAGAGGCCAUGCCCAGGGACCUUCAGCAGAGCCCCGCAGAGGAAGGGAGGAGCAUCACUGACUCUCUCAUCGCCCAGAGAAACCUGUCCUGCCCUGCAGAAAAAGAGACCCCAGAGAGCAUAUCCAAGGCCUUGGCGUCUCUGCUCACCAUCCGCUUGGACAGGGAGAACAUUUGCGCUAUCAGCAACCUGCAGGGUCUGAGAGAGGUCCGCAGUCUCUACCUGCAAGAGAACCAAAUUGAGACCAUUGAGAAUCUCAGCUGCCUUCCCAACCUCCGGUUUCUCUCACUGGCUGGAAACCGCGUCCGGGUAGUGGAGAACCUCCGGGACCUGCGGCAACUGCAGUUCCUGGACCUGUCGCAGAACCGGAUCGAGACACUGGACCCUGAUGAGCUGCCCUGGACCCUCCGCAUCCUGAACUUAUCGGGAAACAGGUGCACCCACCAAAAUGGCUACAGAGCGUUGGUGCUCGGGGCCUUGCCCCAUCUCAUGAAGUUGGACACCCAGCUUAUCCCCAGCUGGAGGGACCCUGACCCAGGGGAGGAGGAGGAGGAAGAGGAAGGAGCUUCUGAUGACAGUGACUCUGAGGAAGAUGAUGAUGUCCCUGAGCUGACUGGUCCUUUCUGUGCAGACAAAGAGUUCUUUGCGGGUCUCCGCCAGGAGCUGGCUGGUCGCUCACAGAGGAGGCGGCAGGAGGCACUGAGCGAACACCAGGCCCGGCUGGAGGAGCUCACAGAGCGACAGAGACUGAUGCAGCCGCCAGGAGAUCUGUGCCCAGGAAGCCGGGAGGGCCGCCUGGCACCUAGCCCAGUGGAGGAGGGAGCUGCAGGAGGGAGAUCGCCAGCCCCUGGGCUGCUUGAGCCGCACCCCAACCCCAAGUCAGGAUCUCGGCUGCUUUCUCUACCGAAGGCAGGAGGCUCUGCGAGGUCUGGCACCCCACGCACUGGCGGGCAGAGCAAGCGCGGGAGCAGGGCCCGCCUCCAGCCCCCGAAAAGGGAGGCUUCCACCACAGUUAAAACUGCAGCCAGGGCAGCAAAGAAGUGA
Messenger RNA from Terrapene triunguis (Three-toed box turtle), 1069 nucleotides. It is a transcript of the gene LRRC46, whose product is annotated as leucine rich repeat containing 46. NCBI's taxonomy places the organism in Eukaryota, Metazoa, Chordata, Testudines, Emydidae. The transcript is spliced from 8 exons. The record is from RefSeq and is a predicted model, not a curated record. The coding region runs from base 35 to 1069 and encodes 344 amino acids. Gene Ontology annotation, molecular function: protein binding.